AUGCUCUUCGCCGAGAAGCCCAAAAGGUAUACCUCCUCGCACAACUGCCAGCUCUUCCUUCUUCAGCUUCUUUACCAAGGAUACGGAGUGCCCCUCGAUGAGAUGCCUCUUGCAGUGGGCUCUGUUGUUGCUUGCCCACUGCUGCUUGUGAUGGAGCUCACGUUUUUGGCUUUGUUUCUGGCACUCCAGACUACAGACGUGGCCGCAGUUUUGGUGCAGCAUGGAUUUGCGCAGAGCAUUCCUGUCUUAAGUUUGUUGUGGGACAUGGUCAUGAUCUUAGAGUCGAUGAGAGUCAACAUGGUGUACCAGAGUGGACGUUUGACCUUGCUAAAUGCAGGCUUAUUCAUUCUGGCAGUCGGUCUGGUUACUGGUCUGCAAGUCCUCAACGGAUAG
This is a messenger RNA of Symbiodinium natans, 393 nucleotides long. The record is from the annotation of a GenBank genome assembly. Lineage: Eukaryota; Dinophyceae; Suessiales; Symbiodiniaceae.